UGCCUUUCAUAUUAGCCGUACAUACCACUUCAUCAUCCUCCUUUGUCAACCAACUCGCGCAGAACAGCCUUAUCUGGUUCUCUCCGGCAGAGGAGCCCUUCAAUCCACUUGUACAGAGCCGGCGCCGGUGAGUUCAUUGGAGAAAUUAAGCUUCUUUUCCCUCCAAGAACUUAAAUGUUCAUUAGGGACUGGCUUGGAGGUUGAAGAUUGGAUCAAAGAUAGACCAUAUAUGUAUAUAUUUUGGUUAGUGGUUGGUUAUUAUCAUGUCAUUCUCCUUAAUCUCCCUUGCAUCCAAUUCCUCAUCUCCACACAUCAGAAAGCUUCCCAUCAUCUCCGAACUUUAUUCUUCAUCCUCUGCCUAUCCAUUCGAAUACUACUUCUAUUAUCAUUCCUCUUCAACUAAUUUUAGGGGCACGACUAUCCACUCUCAUCUUUCCACCUCCUUUCGUCCAGUUAAUUCUAUAUCCAAUUCAUCUUCAUCUGCGGAAGAUUACAGUUUGGUGGACAUUAGUAGUCCCUCUUCAUCUGCAGCUGAUGAUGAAUUAGGAGUUUCUGAUUCUGAUGAUGAGGAAGCCCAUCAAGAACAUGAAAAUCAUGUCACCCAUUCUUCUUCUUCCUCUUUGCCUGAUAGAUGGCAUGUCUUGGGACUCGGCCAAGCUAUGGUGGACUUUUCUGGUACCGUUGAUGAUGAGUUUCUAGUUAGGCUCGGUUUAAACAAGGGAACAAGGAAAAUAGUGAAUCAUGAAGAGAGGGGUAAAGUUUUACGAGCCAUGGAUGGAUGCAGCUACAAAGCUGCCGCGGGUGGUUCUUUAUCUAACACUUUAUCGGCCUUGGCAAGGCUUGGCGGUCAAAGUCAAACCCUGGGAGGACCUUCACUCAAUAUUGCCAUGGCAGGCAGUGUUGGAAGUGAUCCACUCGGUGGAUUCUAUCGAUCCAAGCUCCAGAGAGCAAAUGUGGAGUUCCUCUCAGCACCGGUGUGGAAUGGAACAACUGGAACUGUUAUUGUUCUCACAACUCCAGAUGCUCAACGGACCAUGCUCGCAUAUCAGGGCACAUCUUCACGGGUGAACUAUGAUCCUUGCUUGGCGAGUUUGAUAUCCAAAACUAGUAUAUUGAUUGUCGAAGGAUAUUUAUUCGAAUUUCCCGACACGAUUAAAACUAUUGCUAAGGCAUGUGAGGAGGCCCACAAGUGUGGUGCUCUGGUUGCCAUCACUGCUUCUGAUGUCACUUGUAUCGAGAGACAUUAUGACGAUUUCUGGGAUAUCAUGGCAAAUUAUGCUGACAUCAUCUUUGCGAAUAGUGAUGAAGCCAGAGCCUUUUGCCAUUUUCCCUCCGGCGAAAGCCCUGUUUGUGCCACGAGGUACUUGAGCCAUUUUGUUCCGUUUGUCUCGGUUACAGAUGGCCAAAAAGGUUCAUAUAUCGGUGUAAAAGGAGAAGCUGUUUAUAUCCCCCCUUCGCCAUGUGUACCGGUAGAUACUUGUGGAGCUGGCGAUGCCUAUGCAUCUGGCAUAUUGUACGGUUUAUUACGUGGAGUUUCUGAUUUGAGAGGUAUGGGCAGUUUAGCUUCUAAAGUUGCAUCUAUAGUUGUUUCGCAUCAAGGGACUCGGUUGAGAGUACAAGAUGUUGUUGAGUUAGCCGAGUUAUUCGCAUUCCAUCAUGAAAGUUCCACGCAUUGAAUUUGUUUGUGGAUAGCUUGUAAUGUAGCUUCUCACAUGAAAGCUUUUGGAAAGAAGAAAAGAAGAUCUAAUUGCCAAAGUUGCAUGUAGCUUCACAUUGAAUUUGUUUGUGGAUACUUCAAUUGUAGUUAUUGAAUUGUGUAUACCAUGACUAGUUGUAGUUGGUUCUGUGUAUUCCGAUUGAAGAUAUGGUCGUUAUGUAUUGUGUAUACCAACGAAAGGAUCAUAUUUCAUGGAAGAAUGUUGAUAAUGAAGAUGUGUAUUUCUCUACUAUGUGAUUUGCAUGGAUGUUUUUUCUUUCACUU
Molecule: messenger RNA, 1981 nt
Organism: Striga asiatica
Lineage: Eukaryota; Viridiplantae; Streptophyta; Magnoliopsida; Lamiales; Orobanchaceae
Source: the annotation of a GenBank genome assembly